Zootoca vivipara (common lizard) is the source of this 1260-nucleotide messenger RNA. The record is from RefSeq and is a predicted model, not a curated record. NCBI's taxonomy places the organism in Eukaryota, Metazoa, Chordata, Lepidosauria, Squamata, Lacertidae.
AACACACCCACUGAGCACUUCAAGCAGACUACACCACAAGAAACCUCAUCUGAGUACACAGUUAUGUCUAUUUCUUCCACCACUGAGCAACCCUCCACAAAAGAGCUGUUUUCUCAGUCAACAAUGUCUGCCUCCUCCAUCGAGUUGACCUCUGAAACAACAAACACUACUACUGAGCGUACGACACCUACUCCAUCCAUUACUCCUUUUACUUCCAGUUCUCAGCCUUCUGAGACAACCGCACCCACACUAACUUCAAGCACAAACACACCCACUGAGCACGUGAAGCAGACGACACCACAAGGAACCUCAUCUGAGUACACAGAGAUGUCUAGUUCUUCCACCACUGAGCAACCCUCUACAACAGAGGUGUCUUCUCAGUCAACAUUGUACAUAUCCUCCAGUAAGUUGAUCUCUGAAAGUACAAGCACUACUACUGAGAGUACAACACCCACUCCAUCCGUGACUCCUUUUACUUCGAGUUCCAAGCCUUCUGAGACAACUGCACCCACACUAACUUCAAGCACCAACACACCCACUGAGCACUUCAAGCAGACUACAAACGUGAAGCAGACUACACCACAAGGAACCUCAUCUGAGUACACAGUGAUGUCUAGUUCUUCCACCCCUGAACAAUCAUCCACAACAGAGGUGUCUUCUCAGUCAACAAUGUCUGCCUCCUCCAUCGAGUUGACCUCUGAAACUACAAACACUACUACUGUGAGUACGACACCUACUCCAUCCAUUACUCCUUUUACUUCCAGUUCUGAGCCUUCUGAGACAACUGCACCCACACUAACUUCAAGCACAAACACACCCACUGAGCACUUCAAGCAGACUACACCACAAGGAACCUCAUCUGAGUACACAGUGAUGUCUAGUUCUUCCACCCCUGAACAAUCAUCCACAACAGAGGUGUCUUCUCAGUCAACAUUGUCCAUAUCCUCCAGUGAGUUGACCUCUGAAACUACAAGCACUACUACUGAGAGUACAACACCCACUCCAUCCAUGACUCCUUUUACUUCCAGUUCUGAGCCUUCUGAGACGACUGCACCCUUCCUAUCUUUAAGCACCAACACACCCACUGAGCACUUCAAGCACACUACACCACAAGAAACCUCAUCUGAGUACACAGUGAUGUCUAGUUCUUCCACCCAUGAGCAACCCUCCACAAAAGAGCUGUUUUCUCAGUCAACAAUGUCUGCCUCCUCCAUCGAGAUGACCUCUGAAACUACAAACACUACUACUGCGAUGAGUUGA